Messenger RNA from Cheilinus undulatus (humphead wrasse), 3861 nucleotides. It is a transcript of the gene sgms1a, whose product is annotated as sphingomyelin synthase 1a. Gene Ontology annotation, molecular function: sphingomyelin synthase activity; protein binding; ceramide cholinephosphotransferase activity. The coding region runs from base 396 to 1625 and encodes 409 amino acids. The record is from RefSeq and is a predicted model, not a curated record. Gene Ontology annotation, biological process: sphingomyelin biosynthetic process; ceramide biosynthetic process. Gene Ontology annotation, cellular component: endoplasmic reticulum membrane; Golgi membrane. Lineage: Eukaryota; Metazoa; Chordata; Actinopteri; Labriformes; Labridae. The transcript has 6 exons.
CUUCUCCAGUCACAAACCGCCUACCCGUGAAAACACCGGACAGACUCACAGAGGGAUUCUUGCCACAUUGCGGUGAUAACCGCUACAAAUAGAAGAGAAGUCCUUCAACAUUUCGACGGCAAGGGGUGUAUUGUGCGGGCCAGCGCUGAUGUGGUGAGGAAAGCUAAGGGAGGCUUCUAUGGUUUACCUGGUUAUCUGUCAGCCCUGAUCAACCCUGCUGCCUACUGUCGCCUGCAUUGCUUCAAGAGGAGGCGUGGCUCCCUCUGGGUGCAAGAACCACCAUGUGCCAAAACGGGAGAGGACUCACUGCUGCCCCAUAGACUGCAGGAAUUCUUGCAAACCUUCCCCGUGAGUCUGAGGACCCUCCCCAUCCUCUGCAUCGCCCACUGGCCAACAUGAAGAAGGUGGCACUAUGGUCAGCGGAGGAUGUCUCUGACUGGCUGAGCAAAGAGGGGAUGCCAGAGUACAUAGAUGCUCUACGUGAGACAGGAGGUCCCACUCUGCUCAGGCUCACAGAGGCAGAUUUCCGGACACCUCCCCUCUCGUUGGUGUCGUCCGACGGCGGGCAGCAACUGUUGGAGCGAUUAGAGACGCUGCGGAUAGAGAAUCACAUCGAGGCUCAUAAAAAUGGGCAUGCAAACGGGCACGCUGGUGGGAUACCAAAUGGGACUACCAAGCCCCUUAGGAAUGGCACAAUGGAAAUGAAGGACUUCAGGAUGGAGAUGGUCCACAUACCCAUCCCUACAAAGGAGACUGCGCGCUCCUCUUUCCCUGCAGAGUGGGGGAAGACGGGCAUAGCAUUUGUCUACGCUGUGGUGUGCUUUGUGACGACCACUGUUGUCAUUUCAGUGGUCCAUGAGAGAGUACCGCCAAAGGAGCACACCCCCCCUCUGCCUGAUAAGUUCUUUGACAUGUUCAACCGGGUGGAGUGGGCCUUUUCCAUCUGUGAGAUUAACGGCAUGCUGCUGGUGGCUCUGUGGCUCAUACAGUGGCUGCUUCUCAAGCACAGGUCAAUUAUAGGCAGGCGGUUCUUUUUCAUUGUGGGCACACUGUAUCUGUACCGGUGCAUAACAAUGUACAUCACCACUCUGCCUGUUCCUGGGAUGCACUUCAAAUGCUCUCCAAAGCUUCUUGGGAACUGGGAGGCACAGGCGAGGAGGAUAAUGAAGAUGAUUGCUGGUGGGGGCCUCUCCAUUACAGGGUCCCACACCAUGUGUGGAGAUUAUCUGUACAGCGGCCACACAGUCAUGCUAACACUAACGUACCUCUUCAUCAAGGAGUAUUCCCCCAGGCGGUUCUGGUGGUACCACUGGAUCUGCUGGAGUUUGAGCGCUGUGGGGAUUUUCUGCAUCCUUCUGGCCCAUGACCACUACACUGUGGAUGUGGUAGUUGCAUACUUUAUCACAACACGUCUCUUUUGGUGGUACCACACAAUGGCCAACCAGCAAUCACUGAAGCAGACGUCACAGAGUAAUCCGUUCUCACGGGUAUGGUGGUACAGACUGUUCCAAUACUUUGAGGAGAACGUAAAUGGCAUGGUCCCUCGUAACUAUCAGCUGCCGCUAUCGUGGCGAGCGUUGCAGUGGAACCGCGGCGUGAAGUACAGCAGACUGGACAUCCAGUGACCACUCAUCUUGUCAGUUGGCAGGCGAGGACUCUGAACUUCCAUAAGUGCUGUUUUUAGUCUAUUGAAGAUGGCACUGUUAAAUGUAGCGCUGUCCUUUCACCUGAGUAACAGACACAUCCCUGUCCACAUGGGUAGCACUGUGACCCACCUAGUAUUUUCUUUUCUCCAUGUAUGUACAUAUAUAAAUAUACAUUAUUUUGUUUUCUUUCGUCCUGUUUUCCUCUGGUAGUUUUGUCAACACAGAGCACUAAUUUAUAUUUGUUUUGUGUCUUUUCCUCCUAAAUGGUCACAUGAUGGUUUCUGCUUUUUCAGCAGAGCUUUAAAGCAUUUCAGUAAACCUCUAAAUCGCUUUUUGGCCACAGAGGCCACCAUAUUUUUUCUCUCUGCACAGACCCAUAGUUAAUGUCGUCAUCUUUUUCAAGACUUUUUUUGUGCAAACCGUGUCAAUCAAAUACUUCUUUAAUAACCAAAAUGCCAUAAGCAUUUUUUCAUUUUGUUUUAUAGCUAAUUACUUUUUGUAACCCGCCCUUGCUAAAAUGAGUCAAAGGUGCAAAAAAAAAGAUUUUUUUAAGUAUGUCAAACUUUAUUUUUCAAAAACAAAUGAUGUCCAAGAACAGAUUUUUAGAUUUUUACCUUUUUCAAGAUGGAUAACUGAGAGCAUAAGAACCUAACGUGGUGAAACAGGAAUCCAGUGCCUUCCUUAGCUUGAUUGUAAAACAGUUCAAGUACUAUGUGUCUUGUGUCUCUGUGCCGCGGCUGUGAACACACCGUGGUACGAGAUGGUACUUAGUCUACAGUCUUGUCCCAUGAAUGUAAAAACAACUAAGCCAGCCUUACCAGAGAAUUGGUUUUCCCCAAAUUUAGGUGCAGUGAGUGAAAAGUCCAGUUUAUUUGACAUUUUUGAUGCUUUAUGAUGUCAGUUUUGGGUGUAGCUGGUUAAUACUGUUCUAACUGAAUAUUUGGACUGUUAAUCGUCUUUUGAUGUCCUCAACAUUUCAAUUCCACCAGUCAGUAGUUAACCAACACCUGCCAUGUUCAAAACCCAGUUGCUCACCGUGUCUGCUAGUUCUCCAACAUGACACAUCCUCUGAUUGGCUAAGACAUCUUGGGUUAUACUGGACCUUACACUCUUGUGCAUCAUUGCUGCAUCUCUCACUCAGGAGAUAACAAGCCCCUCCGCUCUUGUUCCCCACAUUUCAACCCCUUCAUUUUCCUCAUUACCGUCUCGUCUUGUUUCUGUGUUCUGGGGAGGAGAUCUAGAGGGAAUCAUGACACUUCCUUUGAGUAAAGGGAAUGUCAGAGAAAGGUAAAAGGAGGCUUCUGAGCAUGUUUGUCAUGAAUUUGUACGCACUUUGUGCGGCUUUUUUUCUUGUACUAAAUCAAGCUGCUACCUAACAGUUUGAGGACAACAUAUCCUCUGCAUUUCCUCCGUAAGUGCAAACGCCACGAUAAUCUUCUUUCUUGAAGUAGCAAACAAUAAGCAUGGAACCUGUUAAUGGGGAACAAGCCGAAGCAUGAUGCACAGAGCUGUUGAUAUAUUUGGAUACUGUUGAUUUUCAUGAAUGUGAAAUAUGUUUGUAUUGUUAUUGUUUGGCUUUUUCUUUGUGUAACUAUGACUGAAAGUUUAAAGAAUAAGUAUUGCACAAGUUCAUCUAUAGGGAAAGAUUUAACUCACAAUGUGAAAGCAGAAAGAUUGAAUUACAAACUGCACUAAGUUGAAGAUUAUACAUAUUCCAAAUGAAUAGAAAUGAGGAUGAUGUAAUAAUUUCCUUUAACAUUGUCUAAAGGUGGGAAAAACAUGUAAGCUUAUAAAUCAAAUAUCUGUAAAUGCCAACACGAGUCUUAAUGUUUAAGAUGAAUAACAGCACAGGUUUACCUUACAUCCUGUUGCCUUGUCCAAUCAUUUCACCUCUACAGAGAACGAUUUAAAGAGCACAGCAGGUUCCUUAAAUACAGCCAAAAGUUUGAUUUGUGACAGUGUUUGAAGCAAAUGUUUCUCUAAUAAUGAAUGAGGGCUUUGAGAAGAAUGAUGGUUGGAGUUAAUGUUAGUCCUCUAGUUUGCCAAUCAAGGUUUUUUUUUUGUCUCUUUAAGAAAUAUUUGUUAUCCUGUAUGUUCCUCUUUAAAGCUCCUCGCCCUCUUUGUCCCCUUUUUGUGUGUAUACCAGAUGUUUGUAAGAUAUGAUAAAGGAUUCUACUUGGGACGCUUUUGAAUAAAAACAUUUUACUAUAAUGUA